Cotesia congregata is the source of this 1786-nucleotide messenger RNA. Lineage: Eukaryota; Metazoa; Arthropoda; Insecta; Hymenoptera; Braconidae. The record is from the annotation of a GenBank genome assembly.
AUCAUCAACAGAUAAAUGAUACGGCUGAUUAGAAUUUUUUUAUGCUGCUGUUGCGUAUUUACUAGUCACUUUUCAAAUGGAAGCAGCAUUCACAGUUCAGAAAUCAAAUCACACCUUAUCAAUCAUACGAUGGAAUUGAUUGAUAGAGAUUUUGCAAAUAAUUCUAACCCACUGAUAAUAUCUUCUGACUUGGUUGAUGACCAAGUGGCAAGCGGGAGUAUUGAUAAUGGAAGUCCGCUGAUUGUCAUAAAUGGUGAUCAGAUGCGGAAGCAAAUCGGAGGAUAUCUUCCUAGCUAUCCUACAUACAUUCUCAGAUUUGAAUCUAUGCAGAAACUGAUAUCACUCAUCUUUCGGUUCAUGGGCUCAAUAAUCUGGAACAUAAAGUCGCCAAUUUUUAUUCUCGACAUAUCUGAAGGGCCUCAUAAUAUAAACGCUUUUAUGGUUCUCUCAUUCUUUGGAAACCUCGAUAUUUUGGAAUCAUACUAUGUGUGUUAUGAUGACAAAAGAGAUUCAACCAUAUAGUCUACUCUCUAAACCCUUACACGCAAUACGCUCCGUCACCUUGGAAUCAAGUUAAAUUUGCAAAUGCCAAUGACAAUAGUAAAACAAAAUACACACUAUACAGUCUGCAGUAUCCGAAAGAUUUGAGUAACAACUAUAAAAAUAUUUAUUUUGAUAAAACUCAGCACUUAGAUGGUCAUGAAAUAAAAUUGAUGGUCCGUAUCAAUUCAAAAAAUUUAACCGAACAGUACAAGCACAGAAAAAUGAUUAAGUACAUGAAAUCUGUUGAAAAGUUUAAAGACAGCCUAUUGUAUUCAUCACCUGAUUAUAUGAAAGUCACAGCGUCACUUCAAAUUCUCGAAAAGGAUUCCGAUUUAAAAGUGAUAAAAUACGGUUUUGAUGAAAAAUUUUUCAAUAGUCAGUACGAUGCGAUUAACGCAAUGAACCAAUUAGCUGAUACCAAUUUUAAAUUAACUGAUUUUGUGACACAGUAUCGUGAAAUGCACUAUUCAAUUUUGACAAAGAAAACAGAUUAUUUGACGGCACUUACCGAAAUCCACAUAAAGUUUCAGUUCAUCUUCAUCACACUCUUGGUGUUGAUCCUGAUUGCAGUAAUCAUAAUCAUGAACAAUAAAUUUAACGUGAUCGAAGGAAUCAUAGACAUUGUGAGCAUGUCAUUGAGCAUAGGGAUAAUGUCUCCAAUGAGACGUCUCUCGAUAAGGAUCAUUUGUUUUUUCGGAUUUUUAUUCAUUUUUGUGGUGAUGCCCGAAUUCCAAGGACAAAUCUCAGCCAUUCUAUCCCAACCUCCAAGACGCAAUGUCGAAACCUUGAAGGACUUAUUUGACAACAAAUACCACGUGUUUUACGAUAAAUUAUUGUCAAAAGACAUGAUAACUGAAAAAUUGUGGGUGACCGAAAAGGACAAGAAAUACUUACAUCCAUCGGGUCCGCUUGAUCUGACAAAAUGUGCUACAGAAGCCCAACAAAAUCCAACCAUCGCUUGUAUUGACUUGACUAUGAACCAACUCUACAACGCCUUAAAGCUCCAAAAUCUUUAUGUAUCAAAAGAAAUCACGUUCAAGAAAUAUUUUGUCUUUUGGACAAAGAAGAACUGGGCGCUGAAGGACAAAAUUGAUAAAGUUCGUGCAAUACCGGUGGAAACAGGAUUAAUUUACCAUUAUGAUGAAGAGAUAGAGAAGAAUCAAUGGAUUCAAAAACUUGAAAUAAAGUAAAAAGAGGACUACUAACGAAUUAUUUCAUACGUUUAGGAUGACUUUAAGAUAAU